AUGGGUUUCCGAGUCUGUUGGCAGAGACUCUGAUGUUUAUGUCAACAACAGGAAAGGCUGCUACUGUUGUGGUUGGGUCUCUUAUCGGGUCAUACGCUCUGUGGAAAUGUCUCAGUAAUCAUCCAACUUCUAAUCUCAAGUCAACUGAAUCUACAGGCUCACAUGAAUAUCUUCACAAGCUGGUAAGCAAGGACAAAGUUGUUGUCUUCAUGAAAGGCGACCCUCUGAAUCCCAGGUGUCGUUACAGCAAGCAAUUGGUUGAUAUCUUGAAAGAGUACGGUGUGAACAAAUAUGCUUCUUACGAUGUACUGAAGGAUCCAGCAAUGAGGAGUGGUAUCAAGAAGUACUCUGAUUGGCCUACAUUACCUCAACUUUUCUUCAAAGGGCAGUUUGUGGGUGGAGUCGACAUUGUUACAGAAAUGCAUCACAAUGGGCAGCUCGGUGAGGAGCUUAGGAAGGCAGGAAUUCGAUCGAAGUUGGCUGAGAAACAGGAAUUGCAACAGCUGGGUAUACGUACAGCUUUGUUGGAGAAACACAAAUUUUACAGAAAUAAGUAGACUUGUAUGUAGACUGUCAUAAGGAUGUACAAAACAAACCUUUGGGUAAUCAAUAUCUGCAGUUGAAUUUGGUAAUGGUAGAAAUUAGAGAAUUCUGUUAAUUUAGAGAUUUACUGUUUGUAAUUUUUCAUAUUUUUGCCGUCUGUCCAUGCCAACUGCCAAAUUCUUAUUCAUACAUCAUGGCAUACCUAACUCUUUCAGAGAACAUUUGACCUACUGGGUGAAUCAAGUUUUAUAGCGAAUUAUAUUAUACUAGCUGUAUAGGGUUGGUUAUAAUAUUGAUGAUGAAUAUUGAUGACACUUCUGUUCAUUUCUUGCAUGUCUAAGGUGUUAUUGACCACAUCAUUGUCUUUGCGUGCUAAGAGGCGGGAGCUUAUAACAAGUGAUCAAGAGAGGUCUCACCUGAAGAUCACUUGCAAUUGCUCUUUGUGUGUGUGCGUGUGUAAAGACCUUGUCGUUUCAAAGACUUUACUUUGUUUGAAGAACAUACCGUUCCAAGACUUUUGUUACUCAAGAUGGUAGUAAACAUAUUUGUAACAUACUGAGAAUGAGGGUACGAGCCGAAGUUCUUAGAGCUGAAGGAGAAGCUCAAUGAACGAUUCGGCUCAGACGUAGACGUUCAAGGAAAAGAGACCGAAGAGGAGACUGGGUGGUUGGAAGUACAGGUUGUGGGUGGUAAACUGUUGCAUUCUAAGAAGAAUGGAGAUGGCUUUAUCGACACUGAAGAAAAGCUGCAGAAGAUUUUUCAAGGUGUCGAGCAAGCUAUGGGGAAAAAAUCUCAAAGUUGAUCUAGCUAGCCAAUAGUCAAUAUGAACUGAAAGAUUCUUUCUGCAAGUAACUGUGUGCUCGUUUGUGAUGGGUUCUACUCAAACCAGUGACAGUAGAGCCUUGAUGUCAUGAGCUUCAGCUGCAUAGCAGAUUGGUUUCUUAUUUGCUAGAAAGGAAGUGUUUACUUUGACACGGUUAGCCAAUAGAUUAUAAGAUUCUCACAA
This is a messenger RNA of Corticium candelabrum, 1549 nucleotides long. RefSeq names its product glutaredoxin-related protein 5, mitochondrial-like. The record is from RefSeq and is a predicted model, not a curated record. Bases 33 to 557 code for a protein of 174 amino acids. Gene Ontology annotation, cellular component: mitochondrial matrix. Lineage: Eukaryota; Metazoa; Porifera; Homoscleromorpha; Homosclerophorida; Plakinidae. The transcript is spliced from 10 exons.